Molecule: messenger RNA, 1233 nt
Organism: Benincasa hispida (wax gourd)
Lineage: Eukaryota; Viridiplantae; Streptophyta; Magnoliopsida; Cucurbitales; Cucurbitaceae
Source: RefSeq, a predicted model, not a curated record
ACACUAAUGUUUAAAAUAAUCCAUAGAGAUUUUGAUUAGACCCAUGGCCUUCAUGUAUGAUAUGAUACACCCUUUUGUUUCUCUCUCUUACUAGAUUCUCUCUCUCAUCAUUCUUUAAUUUACCUUUAUCUCUCUCAACCCAUAUCCUCUGUUUUUUGCUCAUUCACACACACAUAUAUAUAAAUCCCAAUACCUUCCUCUGUUCUUUUCUUAAAAAAACACAGCAAAAUUAAAGAACAAUUUGCAAUUGAGGUAAUGAAGAUAAUGGGAAGAAGCUUCCAUGGAGAUGAACGAUGGGAAGAAGCUGAUAAAGAAGAGACUGAAAUUGAGGAAGAAGAAGAAGCAUUGUCUUUCUGUGACCUUCCUGUGAAAGAAAAGCAGCAGCCGAUGAGAUCGGCGUCGGCCGCCGUAGAAACAGAGGACUUUGAUUUCAACCACUGGCGACCGCCACCGCCGCCCAUGUUCGCCGCCGAUGAGCUCUUCUUCCAAGGCCAAAUGCUUCCUCUUCGCCUCUCUUUCAGCUCUGAAAAUAGCAACAAUAAUAAUAUUCAUCACUUGUUUGGUGGAAAUUUGUGGCAGAGGUCGGAAUCCAUGGAUCAUAAUAUGUUGAGGUUUGGAAAUGGAAGCAGUAGUAGCAGUAGUAGUAGAAGCCAUUAUUCCAGGUCAUCAAGUGUUAGUAAUAAUUCCGUUUCCAUUCCGACGAACUCAAAGGCAAGACCACAGAAGAACGUUUUCCACUCUCACCCAAGUCCGACGCCCCAAAUCAGAUCCUUCUCAAAUUCCAGCCACCGGAGCCGGAGUUCCUCCCGGUGGGAGUUUUUCCGACUCGGUCUUCUUCGAACGCCCGGAAUGGAGCUUCAUGACCUCAAAACACGCACCACCACCGCCGCCGCGGCCACGACGACGCAUAAAACAACCACCUCAAUUCUAGGUGUGGUGAGCUGCAAAAGAUCCGUCGAUACAGUAGCGACGACGGUGGCGAAGAAUAGAAGGAAUGAAAAUGUUAAGAAAAAUAAUAAAAAAGUGGAAAUUAGGGAAAAGGAGAAGGAAAAGGAAAAGGAAAAGGAAAAGGAAAGAAGGGUGUCACAUCGUCGAACAUUUGAAUGGCUAAAGCAGCUCUCGCAUGCAACCUUUGGUGAGGAACAAUAAUAAUAAUAAUAUUGAGCCGUUACGUUUAAUUUGACUUAUGAUAACUAAUUUUCCACUUUCCCAUGCUUGUACUACUUUUAAUCA